Pseudomassariella vexata is the source of this 1614-nucleotide messenger RNA. RefSeq names its product major facilitator superfamily domain-containing protein. Gene Ontology annotation, molecular function: transmembrane transporter activity. The transcript is spliced from 2 exons. The record is from RefSeq and is a predicted model, not a curated record. NCBI's taxonomy places the organism in Eukaryota, Fungi, Ascomycota, Sordariomycetes, Amphisphaeriales, Pseudomassariaceae. Gene Ontology annotation, cellular component: membrane. The coding region runs from base 1 to 1614 and encodes 537 amino acids. Gene Ontology annotation, biological process: transmembrane transport.
AUGACUCCUCGUCGACCGGUGUGCCAAGAUGUCUCCGAUAACGAAGUGACGCGAACCUCGAGUCGUUUGGAUAUUUCACCAUCCAGCGACGACGACUCUGAUGGAGACAGGGACGGAGAACCCAGGACCUUGACGAGGCCGAAGUCUACCGUGUCCGUUGCAGAGACCCUUCCGUGGUACCGCGAGCUGCUCUUCGUGAUCAUCAUCUGUCUCGCGCAGUUAUUUACGCAGGCCGGUCUUGGACAAGCAAUUGCUAUUCUCCACGUCAUUGGUGACAACUGGGGAAUAGCCAACUCGGGCGACCUUUCAUGGUUCAUCUCCGGCUACAGUCUGACGGUCGGAACCUUCAUCCUCUUCGCCGGCCGCCUUGGCGAUGUCUUCGGCUACAAGAAGAUCUUCCUCAUCGGCAUGGGCUGGUACAGUUUCUGGAGUAUGGUGGCCGGUCUCGCCGUCUACUCGAGCUACGUCCUCUUCAUCUUCGCCCGUGUACUUCAAGGGCUCGGCCCGUCCUUGGCGCUGCCCAACGGACUGGCCAUUCUCGGCGCAACCUACGCUCCCGGGCGAAAGAAGUCCCUGGCCUUUGCUGCUUUCGCGGCCACGGCCCCGGGUGGCGCCGUCAUCGGAUCUGCAUUCGCCGGCUUGUUUUCACUGAAGUGGUGGCCAUGGACAUUCUGGUCCUUUUCCAUCGCACUAGCAAUGACUACCGCAGUCGGCUGGUACGCCAUUCCCGACGCCCCGUCGUCCGAUAGAGACGAACAGCCGCCGGACUUCUGGGGCAAGGUCCACCAUCUCGACGUCCCCGGUGCCUUCGUUGGCGUCACGGGGCUGAUCCUCAUCAACUUCGCCUGGAACCAAGCACCGAUCGUCGGCUGGAAGAUGCCAUACGUAUACGUCUGUCUUAUCAUCGGCAUCAUCUUCGUUAUUGGUUUCUUCGUCAUCGAGAACCACUACUCGGCCAAACCCCUCAUCCCCUUCGAAGCCCUGUCCUCCGACGUCUCCUUCGUCCUCGGCGCCGUGGCCUGUGGCUGGUCCUGCUUCGGCAUUUGGCUUUGGUACACCUGGCAAUUCUUCGAAGAAAGCCGGGGCGCCUCCCCUCUGUUGGCGACGGCCUGGUUCUGUCCUGUCGCCAUCUCGGGCGCCAUGGCCGCUGGCCUCGUGGGGCUUUUGCUGCACCGUAUCGGGCCCCCGCUCGUUAUGACUGGUGCCCUCGCGGCAUUUACCGUGGGAACCAUACUCAUGGCUACCUGUCCAGUCGACCAGAUAUACUGGGGGCAAAGCUUCGUUGCGCUAAUAAUAAUGCCAUGGGGUAUGGACAUGUCCUUCCCAGCGGCGACUCUCAUUCUAUCGAAUGCCGUGGCGAGGAAGCACCAGGGGAUUGCGGCGAGUUUGGUCAAUACGGUGGUGAACUAUAGUAUUGCGCUGGGGCUGGGUUUCGCCGGGACCGUAGAGUAUAAUGUGAACAAUGGGGGGAAGACGCCUGAGGAUAGGUUGAAAGGGUAUAGGAGCGCAUAUUAUAUGGGCAUUGGGCUUGCGGGGUUGGGGGUAUGUGUGUGUAUUGCUUAUUUGAUCAAGUCGAACCGGACGCCCAAGCGGCAGGUUGAGGAGAAGGCUUGA